AUGGUCUAUCGAGGCAAGCCAAGUCCUUCUUGUGCUGUCUGCACUGGUUAUCGGGAUCAGUCGGACUUCGGCUUCCAAGACCAAAGUGAGGAAGUUGUCCGCAACUACCACCAGUCUGCCAAAAAGAAGGGCAAGGAGAAGGAGAAAGAGAAGCGAUCCAUCACGAGUUCCCCAAUCUUGCCAAGUACUACCACAGGUACUCUGGUAACCCCGGCAUCGUCACCCCCUUCGGCCGGUAGUCCUCCGCGCAGUCUUGCUACGUCCGUUCAAGACAUCGCAAGAGGCUACCUCUACACCAACUACAUGACCGGAGGUCCUCGGACCCGAUACAUGGCGUAUCUGGUACCACUGAUGGAGGACCGCCAGAACCGCGCUCUCGACGCGGCUGUAACCGCCGUCGCAUUGGCCGCUCUCUCUAACAUCCAUGCCUCCCCCAGGACCAUGCUCAAAGCCCACGUCGAGUACUCUACAGCCCUGAGCGCGACGAAUCAAGCUCUAAGAGAUCCAAAUAUAUGCAAAAGAGAUGACGUACUCGCCGCCGUAGUAAUGCUUGGCAUCUUCGAAAUUGUAUCCUGUACCGAUACGUCCUUCAUUGAUCGUUGGAUGAACCAUCUCGAUGGUGCCGCUAAGCUGCUGGAAGCUCGGGGACCGGAGCAACUUUCUCGUCCUGAGGGGUUAGAUAUGUUUACUCAGCUACGAGCUCAGAUUACCUUAAGCGAAAUCUACCAACAGAGGCAUAGCGCUCCGAUACUCGCCCAGCUAACCGAACAAGUCCAUUGCUAUCGAGACGCAAAAGAUCAUAUAUUAGAUCAACUCGGUUCAAUAGUGAUCAAACUCGCUAACUUCUGCGCCAACGUCAAGGAAGGGCGCUUCGAAAAACCCGUCGAAAUCAUCCGUACCGCCUUAAGCAUUGACGCCGCGUUCGUGUCGCUUCUUAUCAUCGCCCCUUCUGCUUGGAGUUAUACUAUUGCCAAGGUACCGACGGCGCACAGUGCGACUCUAGCUCCCCACAUUUGGGGUCCAACUUAUCACAUCUAUAAGAGUAUUGCCGCCAGUUCCAUGUGGAACAAUUACCGCUGCGCGCGGAUCCUGAUUCAGGAACUAAUACUGGACACAUUGGAUGGCAUCAGCGCCUCAACAGAAAGAGAUAUUGCCUUUCCACAGCGACACACCCUAGAGUUACAGUGCCGCCAAACAGCACUGCAGUUAGUGGAGGAUAUAUGCGCCUCCGUGCCGUUCAGCUUGGGCUCGGAGAUGGAGAUGGAGAUAGCUUCUAACAAGUCUGCAGAUUCGGCUGCGGCCAACAGCCCAGCAUGCGCGGGUGUCGCAAUCAGCGGAUCAGGAGGGCUUACGCUAAUGUGGCCACUGCUUGUUGCUGCAAAUUCGGGCGUAGCGCCCAAGGAUUUGCGUAACUGGAUUGCAGGCUCUCUUAACAAGAUCGGCCAUUCUAUGGGUAUUAACCAGGCGCUAGCUAUGUCCAAGUUGCUUCAGGAUCAGAUGAAAACGCGUGCUUGGCUUUCCUAA
Trichoderma gamsii is the source of this 1524-nucleotide messenger RNA. RefSeq lists its product as hypothetical. The transcript has 4 exons. The record is from RefSeq and is a predicted model, not a curated record. Lineage: Eukaryota; Fungi; Ascomycota; Sordariomycetes; Hypocreales; Hypocreaceae. The coding region runs from base 1 to 1524 and encodes 507 amino acids.